AUGUCGAAAUCGGAGAGUGUUUCACCCGGAGUGAGAGACGACCAUGUCAAACGACCAAUGAAUGCUUUUAUGGUUUGGUCCCGAGGACAGAGACGAAAAAUGGCUCAAGAAAAUCCUAAAAUGCAUAAUUCGGAGAUCAGCAAACGAUUAGGAGCCGACUGGAAACUUUUAACCGAGGAAGAAAAACGACCAUUUAUUGACGAAGCCAAACGUUUGAGAGCUUUACAUCUGAAGGAGCAUCCUGACUACAAAUACCGACCUCGACGAAAACCAAAAUCUUUGUUACGA
Molecule: messenger RNA, 288 nt
Organism: Lottia gigantea (owl limpet)
Lineage: Eukaryota; Metazoa; Mollusca; Gastropoda; Lottiidae
Exons: 1
Biological process (GO): regulation of DNA-templated transcription; cell differentiation; anatomical structure morphogenesis
Molecular function (GO): DNA-binding transcription factor activity, RNA polymerase II-specific; RNA polymerase II cis-regulatory region sequence-specific DNA binding
Source: RefSeq, a predicted model, not a curated record